Molecule: messenger RNA, 1280 nt
Organism: Bolinopsis microptera
Lineage: Eukaryota; Metazoa; Ctenophora; Tentaculata; Lobata; Bolinopsidae
Product: ubiquitin recognition factor in ER-associated degradation protein 1-like
Exons: 6
Coding region: 44-919 (291 amino acids)
Cellular component (GO): VCP-NPL4-UFD1 AAA ATPase complex
Molecular function (GO): polyubiquitin modification-dependent protein binding
Source: RefSeq, a predicted model, not a curated record
GUUUCAUAAUAAUCUAAUCAUAUAAUUAGUUCCCAGCCAAGGAAUGUUUUCGCAACUCUUCAACAGCAUGGCGGACAUACCGUUCGAACAUGACUACAAGUGUUACCCAGUUUCUUUUAUGGCCGGGGAAAAUAGAAAAGAUGUUGACACGGGAGGUAAAAUAAUAAUGCCGCCCUCCGCGCUGGACGCAGUUACUCGACUCAACAUUCCUUACCCGCUCCUCUUCUCCCUGAGGAAUCCUGUAGCGGAUAGGACAACUCAUUGUGGAGUGUUAGAGUUUGUGGCUGAGGAGGGACGCAUCUACAUUCCUUACUGGAUGUUCAGAAACCUUUGUUUACAAGAGGGCCAGAGAGUUACUGUCAAAUCAGGGAACCUGCCCAAAGGAGACUUCGUCAAGUUUCAGCCUCAAUCUCCCGAAUUUAUUGAUAUUCACAACCCAAAAGCUGUUCUGGAGCGAGUGUUGCGGAAGUUUGCGUGUCUCACAAAAGGGGACACAAUCAGUCUCAACUAUAAUAACCAUGAGUACGAGCUCUGCGUUCUCGAGUGCAAACCAGCAGACGCUAUAUCCAUUAUAGAAUGUGAUCUAAAUGUAGAUUUCGCCGAGCCGAUAGGUUACGUACCUCCCACGAAACAGAGAGCCCCAGUUGAGGAGGACGAACCAGCCCCACUCGUGGUCGACUCUGCUUUCUCUGCAUUUGCAGGGCAAGGUAACGUGUUAGGACGUCGCAAGAAGAAGAUCACCACAGAUUCAGCAGUGUCUCCAAAUGUAAUCAUCAGAGGACCCGACCUGGACUUCAAGAUCGGUAAAAUUGUCUUCACACGUGCAAUACCUGUUGUAGGAGGGGGUGAUGGGUUUGAGGCUGGGUUCGAGGCGUUUACUGGCAGUGGCAACACUAUCAAACAGAAGAGAAAGAAGUGAAACUGAAAAGAGUUGGAAGUGAAACUACCUUGAGUUUGGGUUGCAGAUGAGCUAGUAGAGUCGCAUAACAGCUUCGUGAAUCGUGAUGCUACAUUGUUGAAAUAAGACUGAAGUUUUCCAAAGCGGUUUAUUUGGGUUGUGCUAUGAAACAUUGAACACGAGCAGAAUAUUAUGGGCUUUUUGUAAAGAUAUAUUUAACUAAUUUUGAUUUUGAUCUGGUAAUUUACCGCUCAAAUUAGUGGUUAUAAGGGUAAUGAUUCAGCGGGCCUGAUAACUGGGUGAAAUGAUAGACGAAAUUAUCAGUGAGUGAAAAUGAUAUAACUUUGAAUUGCUGUUAGUGUUCGUUAUUUAUUGUUUUUAA